This is a messenger RNA of Formica exsecta, 516 nucleotides long. RefSeq names its product thioredoxin domain-containing protein 12-like. The record is from RefSeq and is a predicted model, not a curated record. The coding region runs from base 1 to 516 and encodes 171 amino acids. The transcript has 2 exons. Lineage: Eukaryota; Metazoa; Arthropoda; Insecta; Hymenoptera; Formicidae. Gene Ontology annotation, cellular component: endoplasmic reticulum.
AUGCGUUAUGUGAAAUGUCUCGUCGGUUCUGUCAAUUUUACCGCCCUGGCAAAUUAUAUAUUCGGAAGUGCAGUCUCGGCCGAUGACGAUUCAAAUAAUCAUUUCGGGCACAUGUACAAAUGGAAGAAUCUGCAGGAGGGCUUCCGAGAGGCCAAGGUCUGCAGGAAACCGAUAUUUCUCCUAAUCCACAAACCGGGUUGUCCCACCUGCGAGAAACUCAAGCCUAAAUUCAUCAACUCCAUCAGACUCCUCGAUCUCAGCAAACACUUUGUCAUGGUGAAUGCGAGAAAAGGCGAGAUGUCCGCGCAAGACGAAGCGAGAUUUCAACCGGACGGAACGUACGUUCCGAGAAUUCUCUUCUUCACUCCGGACGGCGAAUUUAUGGAAGAUGUUUAUAAUCGUCAUCCGAAAGCCGACAACAAAUAUAAAUAUUUCUACAGCAGGACGAGCCAAAUAAUAGAUAGCAUGUUUUUGGCAUUGGAACGAUGCUCCGAUAAAUGUAGUUGGAACUCUUGA